This is a messenger RNA of Paramecium tetraurelia, 3669 nucleotides long. RefSeq lists its product as uncharacterized. The record is from RefSeq and is a predicted model, not a curated record. Gene Ontology annotation, cellular component: cytoplasm. The transcript is spliced from 5 exons. Gene Ontology annotation, biological process: protein phosphorylation; signal transduction. NCBI's taxonomy places the organism in Eukaryota, Ciliophora, Oligohymenophorea, Peniculida, Parameciidae. Gene Ontology annotation, molecular function: protein kinase activity; nucleic acid binding; ATP binding.
AUGAGAUAUGCAUAAAAUAGUUCAAGUGAAUUCGUUUUAGGGAUAGCAUUUUUGGUGUUGGGCAUGAUUUACACAACGAUAUUCUUUUUUGGUGUAAUCAGAUAUUGUAAAAUGGGGAAGAGAACAAAAUACUUGGGAAAGCAAUUUUACUUAUCUAUUGUAUUGUCUUGUUUGGCAUAUAUGUUGAAUAUGGCUUUGUACUUAUAUGAUGUUUUUAAAUCUCAACCUACUGAUGAGUAUAUUGUGAGUAUUGAAAAAUAGCUGUUAAAUACAAUAUAUGUUCCUGAUGGCUUAUUUUGGAUAGUUUAUCAAUCAUUGUUUUGGACAGUGGUUUGUUUGCAUUAUGACUCACAUCUGCAUAUAGGAUAAUAGGAUGAACUUCCAUAUAAUCCAAAUAUGUUGAUUAAUGCUACAAAAGACAUUUGUUUAGUAUAUGGAAUAGCUCAAUUAAUUGUUGUGUUAUUAUAUAACUUUGAUUAAAUUAAAAGUGGAGUAUUAUUUUACAUCAACAUCUGCAUCAAUCUAUCGAUUCCUGUCUAAUUGAUAAUAACAUCUCUAUACCUAUAAUAUAAAUAUUCAGGAUCCCCAUUCAAAUCGUCAAAAUAAGAAAAUAAUUCAAAUAGAUUGUAAAAGUUAAUAUUUUAUUGGACAAUCCUAAGAGUUUUUCAAAUCAUUAGCAAUAUUUUAUUAAUGGAAAAUCAGGAAAGUAUAGAGAAGUUCUUUUCAUCCCAAUUAAGUCAAAACCAACUGUUGUUGUAUAUUUCAAUACUCAUAAUUGAUCUAUUAUUGACUAACAUAUUUCCAUUUAUCUUGGCCCUUAGACAGUAAAGUUUUUCGAUAUUUUUGGGUCACAAAAAUACUACAAUGAGUACUGUUUCAGAUCAGCCAAUUCAUUAACAAUUGAUAAAUGAUAAUAAGAGCUCAGUAAUGGAGAGGAAAUAGAUUUAAUUUGAUUACAAUGAAAUAAUGAGAUAGAAUAUGAAUUAAUAAGCAAAACGAUAAAAACCAAAUGGAUUCGGAUACAUUAUUGUCUGUCAAAUAUAAUAAAAAAGUUAUGGAAUGAGAGUGAUUGAAUUCAAAUAACUGUAACCUUAUUUGAUUGAAUAGAUAAAGUAGGAAAUUGAAUAAGUGAAUUAAUUAAAUCAUUAACAACUUUAUCACAUUCGUGGAUUCAAAAUAGUAGAAAGUAAGGUAGUAUAUCUAACCAAAUUUUAUUAAUAUUCCUUACACAGUUAUCUAGCAUAGUAUUAGAUUUCGAUAGAAGAAAAGAUUAAGAUCUUAAUUUAACUGUUAAAUGGACUCAAUUAUCUGCACAAAUAAGGUCUUUGUCAUGGGAGUUUGACAUCGGAAAAUGUAAUGGUUAAACCAAAUGGUCAUGUCAAAAUAAUUGAUUUCGGUCUAUUUGGGAUUAAGAAAUACUAAUCAUUAUUGUAGUUUUACACAAACAAAUCUGCAUUUACAGCUCCAGAAUUGAUUUAACAAAGAGGGUUGGUUGUGAGUGGAUCAUAAUAAGGAGACAUAUACAGUGUUGGAAUGAUUAUGUAUGAGAUGUUUGAAAAGAAAGUGCCUUUUGAAGGAUUAUAACUAUAAAAUAUUUAGGAUUGUCUUAACAAAGCAGUAAGGCCUAAGAUUGAGUCUCAAUCUUUGAUGGAUGAUAUCAUUAGAUGGUGUUGGCAACAGGAUAUAGAGAAGAGACCAUUGGUUGAUUAUGGUACAAUAGUUGUGGGGUCAAAUAUUUACGAGACUGAAUUCUUGGACGAAAUUUUUAUCUAUUAUGGCAACAAGACCAACAACACCAUUGGCUUUAAGGAUGGGUUGAUAAUUAGUCCAAAAAAAAUGGAAUUGCCAGAAUAUAAAAUGAAUAGAUCUGAACGAGGAGAAAUCAUCAUGGCAAUAAUUAAGGAAGCCAUGAAUCUGAUGGAAUACUCAAAGUUAUCAGAUAUGGGCAUUAUUAACAUGUUUGAAUUACAAUACAUAAAUCAAUUGAAAUCAUAUCCAUCACUAAGAUUUUAAUUGAUGGAUAGAGAGCAGCCAUCAGUGUUAAUGGAUGUUCGUAAAUCCUAUUUUACUAUGCAUAAUUGUUACUAAAUAAUUAAGACUUUAAAUACAGAUCCCUCCACAUAUUUUAAGAAUAAAUUUGUGCUUUUGAGGUACCCUGAAAAAAAAAUGAUUGUUCAAAUUAAAUCAGUUGUGCUUGAUUAAGAGUUCACAUAUAAGGGUUUAUCUUUGGAAGACUACUUUAAAUAAAAAUAUUAAUUGAGGAGCAAAUCAAGUGUUUAUUUAGAAACAUACAACACUCAGAAUAUUAAGAAAUAAUUCUUAAUUGCAGAAUUUUGUGAAUUGAAAAUAGAUUAUAUUGAAUAAGAUGUCACUGUGUAUUGUCAACAGCUGGAAUAUUGGAAUAAAAUUAUUAAUAAUAGUUCAUCAUUUAUUUAAUUCUUAAAUUAGUAUAAAUUCAUAAUCAGAAAUGAGUAAGUUGAAUUCAAGUAAUAAUACUUAGAACCUGGAAAUUUAGCAUUAAAUAAUCAAACUAAAUCAAUAUUUUAGAUUGUGGCCUCCAGAACAUCAAGUGAAUUUGAGUACUACUACACUGAUUUCUUUCUUAAAAAUCCCACUUCUUUUACAACCUCACUGACCAUCAAUAAAUUGAUGAUUUUAGUAACUAGAGAAAUCAUUGAACUUAGAGACAACUUUAAAUCAUUUUUAGAAAAAUUUGAUUUAUUCAUCAAAUCCAGAUAAUACAAAAUAUCAUAACCAUAAAUUUAUGAUAUAAAUAAUAAUUUGAAUGAAAUCCUAGAAAAAUAUGUCACUGAAGAUGCAUAUGUACUUUUUGUUGGAGAUCAAAAUACAGAUUUUAUCUAAGCAAGAAAUACUUUGUUAUCCAAGGCCAUUCCUAAUUAAAUAAUUAUUCUUCCCAUAUAAGAUUAAGAAAUAAAUAGAUUAUUAGCCAUGAUGACUGCCAAUCUUGGUAGUGUGCCUUGGGCUAUUAGAGAAAUUAAUGGAUUAAUUACUAAUAAAAAGAGCGCUGUCUUAGGUAUCUGGAAAAGCGAGAAUUCUUAUUCUGCAUGUCUCAGCAUCAAUAAAUAUCUCAACAAGUAUAUAUCCUCGUUUGGAGAUUUAGAUUAAGUUCUAACCCUUCUUUUAGCCACUUAUUAUGCCACCCAUAAAAUAUUGGCUAAUUAAAUCAUUGUGUUUGCUUAAGAUGAUUAUACACAGAUUAUGGAACAAAGAAUUCUAGGAGUCAUUUAAUUGAUAAGAGAUCAAGGAUUGGCAUAGCAAAUCUUAAAACCUGAAGUUGUUAUGGUUUAAGUAAAGGAUGCCACGGCAGAAAGAUACUUCACAUAUUUUGAAAGAAAUUUUGAAUCUUACUAUUGUAAAAACCCUUAAGUAGGUUGUAUAAUCCCCAUCAAUGAGAAGUAAGGGAGAUUUUCAUUCCAUUCUUAGAGAGGAGAACAAGGAUGUUUAUAAGCCUAAUAAUUACAUAUUAGUUCAACCAACACAAAAGAAAUCGCUUAAUUAUACUAUCAUCUGAUUUUCUUAAAUUUCGAUUUGAGUUCCACCACUUAUUUACCUGCACCACUUCAUUAUGCCAAAAAAUUGUCAAAACACCAAAUUUAGAGUGAACAAUACAAAAAAGCAAUAGAAAAAGGAUUUUUGUUAUUUGUUUGA